Aspergillus nomiae NRRL 13137 is the source of this 3240-nucleotide messenger RNA. RefSeq names its product GTPase-activating protein SEC23 (gene sec23). NCBI's taxonomy places the organism in Eukaryota, Fungi, Ascomycota, Eurotiomycetes, Eurotiales, Aspergillaceae. The record is from RefSeq and is a predicted model, not a curated record. Gene Ontology annotation, molecular function: GTPase activator activity; zinc ion binding; structural constituent of ribosome. Gene Ontology annotation, biological process: COPII-coated vesicle cargo loading; intracellular protein transport; COPII-coated vesicle budding. Gene Ontology annotation, cellular component: endoplasmic reticulum exit site; COPII vesicle coat; ribosome. The coding region runs from base 1 to 2901 and encodes 966 amino acids. The transcript is spliced from 9 exons.
AUGGACUACGAAGCGUUGAAGGACCAAUGGAGUGAUGUCGAGGAUCGCGAUGGCAUCAGACUGAGCUGGAACACGUUUCCAAGCUCACGCAUGGAAGCAUCUCGGCUGGUCGUCCCUAUUGGUGCCGUGUACACUCCACUCAAGGACAAGCCAGACUCUCCUUUGCUGCAAUAUGAACCGGUGACCUGCAAAGCACCUUGCCGGGCCGUUCUGAAUCCUUAUGCCAAUGUUGAUGUCCGUGCCCGGAUCUGGAUAUGUCCAUUCUGCCUGAUGCGCAACCCCCUCCCCCCUCAUUACAAGGAUAUCACCGAGAGCACGAUACCGCCGGAGCUUCAUCCUCUAAGCACGACUAUCGAGUACCAAUUGGCGCGUCCCGCCCCUACCCCUCCUAUCUUCGUAUACGUUGUCGAUACCUGCCAGGAAGAGGACAGCUUGAAGGCCUUGAAGGAUACUCUGGUGAUGAGCUUGUCUCUGCUGCCAGCAAAUGCGCUAGUGGGAUUGAUCACAUAUGGUACUAUGGCUCAAGUCCACGAGCUAGGCUACACCGAAUGCGCCAAAUCGUACGUGUUCCGAGGCAGCAAAGAAUAUGCCGCCAAGCAAGUCCAAGAGAUGCUUGGUCUCCUUUCUCCUGGAGUGCGUCCGAACAUGCCUCAACAACCGGCUCGCCCGCCUCUUGGCCCUGCCGCACGAUUCCUUCUUCCUGUUCAGCAGGCCGAGUUCCAGAUUACCAACGUUCUUGAGCAGCUUCAGCGUGACCCGUGGCCCGUUGCGAACGACAAGCGACCUCUGAGAUGCACGGGUGUUGCUCUUAGCGUUGCAGUUGGCUUGCUUGAGACCUCCUUCCAGAAUGCCGGUGGCCGCAUCAUGGUUUUCACCAGCGGCCCAGCAACCGAGGGUCCAGGCCAUGUUGUUGGACCCGAACUUAAGGAACCUAUGCGUUCUCAUCACGAUAUCGAUCGGGAUAACAUCAAGUACUACAAGAAAGCCGUCAAGUUCUAUGACGCCAUGGCUAAGCGUGCUGCCAAUAAUGGACAUAUUGUGGAUGUCUUUGCGGGAUGUCUCGACCAAGUUGGUCUUCUGGAGAUGAAGAACCUUGUCAACUACACUGGCGGUCAUAUGCUCCUCACAGAUAGCUUCACGUCCUCACAAUUCAAGCAGUCCUUCGUCAGAAUCUUCGACAAGGAUGCCAAUGACAACUUGUUGAUGGGCUUCAACGCAUCCCUCGAAGUACUCACUACGAAGGAGCUCAAGGUCACGGGGCUUAUUGGCCACGCGGUAUCUCUGAACAAGAAAUCGAGUUCCGUCGGUGAAACAGAGUGCGGUAUCGGCAAUACGUGUGCCUGGAAGAUGUGCGGCAUUGAUCCUUCUUCGAGCUACGGUGUCUACUUUGAGAUCGCAAACCAAGGCGGGCCUGCGGCAGUGCAGCCAGGUCCUCAGAGAGGAAUGAUGCAAUUCCUUACAUACUACCAGCAUUCGUCUGGUCACUACCACUUGCGGGUCACAACUGUCGCACGCAACUUGAGUGGGCCUGCUGGAGACCCUACGCUAGCGCAAUCUUUUGAUCAGGAAGCCGCUGCCGUCCUGAUGGCGCGUAUUGCAGUAUUCAAGGCAGAGGUCGACGAUGGUCCCGAUGUCCUUAGAUGGGUUGACCGGAUGCUCAUCAGGCUCUGUUCCCGCUUUGCGGAUUAUAGAAAGGACGACCCAACAUCAUUCCGACUUGAGAAGAAUUUCACGCUCUAUCCUCAGUUCAUGUUCCAUCUCCGCAGAAGUCAGUUCUUGCAGUUCUUCAACAACUCCCCUGAUGAGACAGCCUUCUACAGACACGUUCUGAACCAUGAGGAUGUUGGUGACUCCCUUGUCAUGAUCCAGCCGACCCUGGAUUCAUACUCCCUGGAACAUGAAGGCAGCCAGCCUGUCCUUCUUGACUCGGCUUCCAUCCAGCCUUCCCACAUCCUUCUGCUUGAUACUUUCUUCCAUAUCCUUAUUUUCCACGGUGAAACCAUCGCCGAAUGGAGGAAGGCCGGCUAUCAAGACCAAGAAGGCUAUGAGAACCUGAAGGCCCUUCUUGAGCAACCCAAAGAGGACGCUAGAGAACUCAUUUCGGAUCGCUUCCCACUGCCUCGUUUCAUCGUUUGUGAUGCCGGUGGCUCUCAGGCACGUUUCCUGUUGUCGAAGCUGAACCCAUCUACCACACACACGACAGGAGGAUAUGGUGGUGGUGUGACAUCGCAAACCAUUUUCACCGACGAUGUCUCCUUGCAGACAUUCAUGGACCAUUUGAUGAAGCCUAGCCCGGAAAGUGAGCCUCCAGUCAAAUAUCCUGCGCUCUUUCAAGAAAAUUUCCUUUUCUUCUUUGUACCAUCCACCCCGACCAACUCUCCAAGGACGAUUGACGACCUUUCGCACUCGCCAUGCUUCGACCCCAAUGAGGUGAAGAUCAUUCACCUGCGAGUGACUGGUGGUGAGGUCGGAGCCCAGUCUGCUCUGGCUCCCAAGAUCGGUCCUCUCGGUCUGUCCCCCAAGAAGAUCGGUGAAGAUAUCGCCAAGAACACUGGUGACUGGAAGGGUCUGCGUGUCACCGUCAGACUCACCAUCCAGAACCGUCAGGCCGCUAUCUCCGUUGUGCCUUCCGCCUCUUCUCUGGUCAUCAAGGCCCUCAAGGAGCCUCCUCGUGACCGCAAGAAGGAGAAGAACAUCAAGCACAGCAAGUCCGUCGCUCUUGACGAGAUCAUUGAGAUCGCUCGCAAGAUGCGUCACAGGUCUUUGGCCAAGGAGCUUCAGGGUACCGUCCUUGAGAUCCUUGGUACCGCUUUCUCCGUUGGUUGCCAGGUCGAUGGCCGCAGCCCUAAGGAUAUCAGUGAUGAGAUCAAGGCCGGCGAGAUUGACAUCCCCUCCGAGUAAAUUAUGGUCGGAAAUCCGCGGCGGUCGUCUUAAUGUAUCGGCAUGCUAGUUAGGAGAAUACGAUUAAUGCCUUGACAAAAAAAUGUUUAUGAGUCAUGACCUAAGAUUCCCAGAUUGUGUUCAAUCGAAAACUCAUUCGUUCCUCACUGGACACCUUGCCCUCUCUUCCCCAUCCUUCCAUCUGGUUGUGAUUUACUCGCGGUCUAUAUGCGAGUGGAGUCAUGAUCAGACUAUACCCCAGAUGACCUUUGCAACACUCUGGCCCUUACCGUCCAUUCCCGCCUUCGGGCCUGGUAUGUGACUUCUUUCAACGUGGUAUAGGCUUAUUUUACGCAAAGA